Molecule: messenger RNA, 1102 nt
Organism: Vitis vinifera (wine grape)
Lineage: Eukaryota; Viridiplantae; Streptophyta; Magnoliopsida; Vitales; Vitaceae
Product: large ribosomal subunit protein uL15c
Exons: 4
Coding region: 139-927 (262 amino acids)
Biological process (GO): translation
Cellular component (GO): cytosolic large ribosomal subunit; ribosome
Molecular function (GO): structural constituent of ribosome
Source: RefSeq, a predicted model, not a curated record
CAUGGGGUAUGGUGACGUGUCAAAGCAUAAUUGCGAAGACUGCAGUGAAAUGAAUCGUAGGGGAUUGGAUCCGUUAACUCCCCUAUCCAGGUGUUGGUGCGAGUGAAGACAGCCUCACAUCACUUCAACUCCUCACCCAUGGCAGCUCUACUCUCCGUCUCCUCUGCUCCUUCGUCCAGAACACCUCUCUUUCUGCAUCACCCUUCUUCUCCAUUCAAGGGAAAUGUGAGAAAUCUCAAGGCAAACCCAUGUCAAUUUCUGACUAUCAAGCUCGAGGUAAAGGAAAAAGUGAGAAAAUCUGGAGUGGUUGUUGCGAGCCAAGGUUCUCCGUCUUCGGUUGUUGAUAAUGUUCGGUUUCGGCUGGAUAAUUUGGGGCCACAACCAGGGUCGAGGAAGAAAGCCAAGAGAAAGGGAAGGGGUAUAUCAGCGGGACAAGGGAACAGUUGUGGGUUUGGGAUGAGGGGUCAGAAAUCGAGGUCUGGUCCUGGGGUAAUGAAGGGCUUCGAGGGCGGCCAGAUGCCCCUUUACCGGCGAAUCCCCAAAUUGCGAGGAAUUGCGGGAGGUAUGCAUGCGGGUUUACCUAAAUAUGUCCCUGUGAACUUAAAAGACAUAGAAGCAGCUGGAUUUCAAGAAGGUGAAGAGGUAUCACUGGAUUCUUUGAAGAAGAAGGGUUUGAUCAACCCAUCAGGAAGAGAAAGGAGACUCCCUUUGAAGAUUCUAGGUGCUGGGGACCUAAGUGUGAAGCUAAAUAUAAAGGCCCGUGCCUUCUCAUCGUCAGCAAAGGAGAAGCUCGAGGCUGCUGGUUGUUCUAUCACAGUACUACCAGGCCGGAAGAAGUGGCUAAAGCCAUCAGUUAUUAAGAAUCUUGCACGUGCUGAAGAAUAUUUUGCCAAGAAAAGAGCUGCAGCAGAACAAGCUUCUUCUUGAGCAACCCCUGUCAGCCACACUGCUCUGUCCCUUUUCCCCCCCGCUUUUUCUUCUUAAUAUCUGAGAUAUGUAAAGUGCCAUACAAGACAUUCGAGGGUUUUAACCCUUCUAUUCUUUUUCCCUUUUCUCACUGUUUUUGGAUUCAAAUUUGAGUUGGCGUCUUCCAUUUGGCCUA